Messenger RNA from Acanthochromis polyacanthus (spiny chromis), 3394 nucleotides. RefSeq names its product spastin (gene spast). NCBI's taxonomy places the organism in Eukaryota, Metazoa, Chordata, Actinopteri, Pomacentridae. The record is from RefSeq and is a predicted model, not a curated record. The coding region runs from base 359 to 2065 and encodes 568 amino acids. The transcript has 18 exons. Gene Ontology annotation, molecular function: ATP hydrolysis activity; ATP binding. Gene Ontology annotation, cellular component: microtubule cytoskeleton.
CGCUGGAGUCCAUGUCUCGGUCAAACACUGCGCUGUCCGCGUGGAGUCCGCAGCGGGAGGCUAGAGAAGCGGGCGGCUGGAAGCGGAGCUCCGACUGAAGGUUGAGUCCGCCGGCUGCUGCUGCUGCUGCCUCCCUGCCUCCGGAUCUCCCAGCAUGCACCGCUGCAGCUCCGAGGCCCAAACUUUCAGGUGGAACAGUGUCUCUCCUCCGCCACCAGGGGCCGCUGUGAUGGCUUCGUGUUGUCAUCGCUGCUUCCUGUUGGUGUUUAAACAAAGAAGAAGCUCCAGCAGCGGGUUGAUCUGAACCUCAGCGGCUCUGUGGACCGAACCGGGCCGGGAUGCUGCAGUAUGGAAGCGGAUGAGUCCCCGCGGAGGAAGCGACGGGAGGCGGUCUUGCGGCUCCGCGGCUCUCCGGACGCUGCUGGCCGCGUUGUCGCUGCUCUGCUGGAUCUUCUGCCGGAUCUGGACGCGAACCGCGGCCGCCUUCCGGACCGGAGCCGCCGACUGGCAGCGGGAGGACAGCCCGGAGCAGGGAGAGCGGCUCCGGAGCCACCAGCGGCGGGCCUUCGAGUUCAUCUCUGCGGCGCUGAAGAUCGAUGAGGACAAGGAAGGUGAGAAGCUGCAGGCGGUGGGCUGGUACCAGCGGGGCAUCAGAGAGUUGGAGGAAGGAGUCUCCAUCCAGGUGUCAGGACAGAGAAACGAACGACUGAAGGACAAGAUGAAAGCUAACCUGAAGGCAGCCAGAGACCGACUGGAGACUCUGAUCGGGGUGGUUUCGAGGUCCAACUUUCAGGCGGCCAUCCACACCAGCAGAACAAACUCCACCUGCCAUCCGGCCCACCUGAGCUCAGCAGGUGGCGCCGUCUCCGGGAGGAAACCGUCUGUUAUUGUGGCUCCAACCGGCCAAGCAAAGCACUUCCUGAAGAUGCCUCAUUCUUCAUCUCCGUCCUCGUCUUCCUCAGUGGCCGUUCAUCGAUGGCAGCGAGGCCCCGCCCACAACAGCACCGGGGAGCGAGGCCCCGCCCACAGUCACUCUCAGGUGUGUUUCCAGGGCAGAUCACGACGCCGUGGAGCUAAAGGCUGCUCCCCAACGGAUUCACCGCAGAACAGGAGAGACUCACUGCAUCUGAAGAAUGUAGACAGGAAGAUGGCCGACCUCAUCCUCAACGAGAUCGUGGACAGCGGUGUGUCUGUGAGGUUCGAGGACAUUGCCGGUCAGGAUCUGGCGAAGCAGGCGCUACAGGAGAUGGUUGUUCUGCCGGCGUUGAGGCCGGAGCUCUUUACAGGACUACGUGCUCCAGCCAGAGGACUCCUUCUGUUCGGUCCGCCCGGCAACGGCAAAACCAUGCUGGCCAAAGCUGUAGCAGCCGAGGCCAAAACAACCUUCUUCAACAUCAGCGCCGCAACUUUGACCUCCAAAUACGUGGGUGAAGGAGAGAAGUUGGUCAGAGCUCUCUUCUCUGUGGCCAGAGAGCUGCAGCCAUCCAUCAUCUUCAUUGACGAGGUGGACAGUCUGCUGUGUAAGCGGAGGGAAGGUGAACACGACGCCAGCCGACGCCUGAAGACCGAGUUCCUGAUCCAGUUUGACGGGGUGCAGUCAGAUGCCGCCGACCGGGUUCUGGUGAUGGGAGCCACCAACAGGCCUCAGGAGCUGGACCAAGCUGUUCUCAGGUCAGAUAGUGGACACCAGAGAAGGCGCUUUGCUAAACGUGUGUUCGUGGCUCUACCUGACCAGCAGACCCGAGUCAAGCUGCUGGACAACCUGCUGCAGAAACACGGCAACAACCUGACAACCAGAGAGCUGAAUCACCUGGCCAGACUGACAGACGGAUACUCCGGCAGCGACCUCGCCUCAUUGGCUAAAGAUGCAGCUCUGGGACCAAUCAGAGAACUUCCUCCAGAACAGGUGAGGAGCAUGGAGGUGAGCCAGGUCCGAGACAUCAGUUUUCACGACUUCAUGGAUUCUCUUCAGAAGAUCAGGAGCAGCGUCGGUCCUCAGACUCUGGACCUGUUGGUCCGCUGGAACCGGGACUUUGGAGACACGUCGGCUGGAUCAACAUUCUGAUCCAGAACGUGAAGAAAGGACCCGUUUAAACUGAACAUUCUGAUCCAGAACGUGAAGAAAGGAUCGUUUAAACUGAACAUUCUGAUUCAGAACGUGAAGAAAGGAUCCGUUUAAACUGAACAUUCUGAUCCAGAACGUGAAGAAAGGAUCCGUUUAAACUGAACAUUCUGAUCCAGAACGUGAAGAAAGGAUCCGUUUAAACUGAACAUUCUGAUCCAGAACGUGAAGAAAGGAUCCGUUUAAACUGAACAUUCUGAUCCAGAACGUGAAGAAAGGACCCGUUUAAACUGAACAUUCUGAUCCAGAACGUGAAGAAAGGACCCGUUUAAACUGAACAUUCUGAUCCAGAACGUGAAGAAAGGACCCGUUUAAACUGAACAUUCUGAUCCAGAACGUGAAGAAAGGAUCCGUUUAAACUGAACAUUCUGAUCCAGAACGUGAAGAAAGGAUCCGUUUAAACUGAACAUUCUGAUCCAGAACGUGAAGAAAGGACCCGUUUAAACUGAACAUUCUGAUCCAGAACGUGAAGAAAGGACCCGUUUAAACUGAACAUUCUGAUCCAGAACGUGAAGAAAGGACCCGUUUAAACUGAACAUUCUGAUCCAGAACGUGAAGAAAGGACCCGUUUAAACUGAACAUUCUGAUCCAGAACGUGAAGAAAGGAUCCGUUUAAACUGAACAUUCUGAUCCAGAACGUGAAGAAAGGAUCCGUUUAAACUGAACAUUCUGAUUCAGAACGUGAAGAAAGGAUCCGUUUAAACUGAACAUUCUGAUCCAGAACGUGAAGAAAGGACCCGUUUAAACUGAACAUUCUGAUCCAGAACGUGAAGAAAGGAUCCGUUUAAACUGAAACAUUCUGAUCCAGAACGUGAAGAAAGGACCCGUUUAAACUGAACAUUCUGAUUCAGAACGUGAAGAAAGGAUCCGUUUAAACUGAACAUUCUGAUUCAGAACUGUGAAGAAAGGACCCGUUUAAACUGAACAUUCUGAUCCAGAACGUGAAGAAAGGACCCGUUUAAACUGAACAUUCUGAUCCAGAACGUGAAGAAAGGACCCGUUUAAACUGAACAUUCUGAUCCAGAACGCGAUUCUAUUAAACUCCUUCUUCCUUCUGGGACUCUGUUUGUAGCUCUGCGGACAGAAAAGUUCUGGACUGAACAGGUUUCUUCAUUCAUAGUUUGGACUGGGUGGUUUGCAGGAUUGAAAUCUUUCAGUUCUUCAUGUUUUAUUUUUUAGAUCCGGUGUUUCCUGAUGUUAUGUUUGUUUUUUCUGAGUAAUAUCUGGUCGUUGAAUUAUCUUCAGGACUAAUAAAGUUUUACUGAUUAUUUA